This is a messenger RNA of Coregonus sp. 'balchen', 24914 nucleotides long. Lineage: Eukaryota; Metazoa; Chordata; Actinopteri; Salmoniformes; Salmonidae. The record is from the annotation of a GenBank genome assembly.
AUCCAGGGGGCUAUCCUGGUGUCUUCCCUGCUCCAACUAGUCCUGGGCUUGUCAGGUCUAGUGGGCCUAGUGCUGAAGUUUAUCGGGCCCCUGGCCAUCGCUCCCACCAUCAACCUCAUUGGCAUCUCACUCUUCAUAGAAGCCGGGAAGAAAUCUGGGGCCCACUGGGGAAUAGCUGCCCUGUGAGUAAAAGUCAUUUUGCUAUAUUCCUGCCAAAACUGACGUUCACUGUUGUUGUUUAUUCAAUGGAGGAGUGCAGAGGUUUUGAACAGGCUUCACUUGGCACCACUGCACUCAAAGUUCAGAUAAUUUGACACUUGUUCUGUGACCAAUGCAACCUUGAGGCGUGCAAACCAUUAAUAAUAAGUGGGGCCUGAUAAUGACCAAGCCUUCUUGUAGGUCUAUAGAAGCUCUGUUUUUGUAGCCUUUUCAAUGUAAAACUGAAUAUGUGACCGACCGUCUCGAUUCGGUCUUAUUUAGCAAAAUUUGAAAUUGUGUUUUUUACAUUGGAUAAAAGUAGAGACUCAGAGCUAGAAACUGGUAUAUCAUACACUACAGUUGAGGAACAAUGGGAAAGUAAUUCUGCUUGGAAAGUUGAUAAACUUGCAACCCCACUUUUGAGAAAAUUGUCCUUGAAUGUUUUGGUACACCUACUGGAUAGCUCUUCUUUGUCUACACCCAUUUAGUAGUGUACUAAACAACCAAAGAUUUCAAGACUAAAGGCUGGUGUUAUGAUGAGUUUCUAGGUAUCAAGUGAUUACGAAUGUAAGGAUGUACUUAAACACUUUUGAUGGGGAGUUCAUAUUAGUAUUUAAUAUGUACAUGGUUAGUUAUAACAGAAUGACAGAGCUUUGCCUCUCUCAUCUCCCUCACUCUAUAACAAAGAUCCACUCUCUCUUUAUAUACACUCUGUUACAAGUCACUCCACGAACAUCUGGUAAUCAUCAUGGGCACUCCCAUUCUUUGAUGUUAUUACUCUUUACCCCAAGUCAGUAUAUCCUGUCCAUCAAUCAUGCUAUCAUAAACAUCAGUAAUCUCCUUUGACAUAAUGGAAUGUAGACUCCAUGGCCCCAAACCACUUAUCUAGUAACUCUAAUCUGGUCCCCACGAUACUAUGACAUGACAUCAUAACACUAUAAAAACCUAAUAUCAGCUGGUUUAUACUAUGUCUAUCGACAUGUCUGUAUACAGCUGUCGCAGUGACAUCAUGAAUAUUCUAUUGUCGUCCGACAUCAAACUUGUCGUUGUCGUUAUGAAAAAGUAUAAACACAAAAACUACAGGCUGCAUGACAUCAGCAGCCUGAUGGUCCAAAACAGCAUAUCUGGUGUAUUUUAACACCAAUUAACCCAUCCUUUAAAAAAUGAAUUUAGUAUAUGUCAAUCUAGCAAAGCAGGCAACUAAAAGCAACUUUCUAAACAAUGUUUUGGUUCGUUUCUAGCUUUUUAGCUAGCUAACUGCCACUCAAUAUGGGUGGGAAUAGUAGUGAUCUUGAUAAUUAUCGUCCCAUUUCCAGGCUUCCAUGUCUAGCUGAGAUUCUUGAAUCUUUGGUAAAUAAGCAACUUCGCUCUUUUUAUCUAAGCAUGGUAUUUUGAAUAUUAAUCAACCUGGGUUUAGGCCAGGGCACAGCACUAUCACAGCAACCACAUUAGUUGUUAAGGAUUGGAUUACAUCUUCACUCAUCGGAUGGUUCUAUAAUCAAACGAGUCCCUGCAUACAAAUACCUUAAAAAACAUACAACCGGGCUUGUUAAGAAGCUAAGAUUUAAAGUAGGCUUUAUCUACAGAAACAGAUCUUGCUUUUCUCUAGUCAGCAGGAAGCAGAUUGUGCAGUCAACUUUUCUACCUGUUCUUAAUUAUGGUGACACUAUUUAUGAAAGUGCAGCUGCUACUACUCUCAAACCCCUGGAUGCCGUUUAUCAUAGUGCCCUUUGUUUUAUCACAGGAGACAUUUUUAUUAUUCAUCAUUGCAUUAUUUUUCCAAAGGUUGGCUGGACCGCUUUGAAGUCACAUAGAUCACAUCAUUACACUCUUUUUGUUUAUAAAGCUCUGCUCCACAAACUUCCGACUUUCCUAUCAUCACUGUUAAGAUUUAAAAUGGCAAGUUAUCAAACCCAUUCAUAGGGUUGGUUAACUCUGGAGACUGCUUUGGUGUCUAGAGAGUUACGUAAAUCAGCUUUUAAUAUCCUUGCACACUAUGUUUGGAAUAAUCUCCAAAAUACAGUACAUUUCGACUGGAUGCUUCGGUGUCCCUAGGGCAAUUCCGACAACUGACAGAGGAUUUUUAUAAUGAAGAAUGUGUUUGUUUUAAUUGACUGUGUUUUGUAUCUUAAUGUGUAUAUUGUGUAUAUUUACAGUGCAUUCGGAAAGUAUUCAGACCCCUUCACUUUUUCCACAUUUUGUUACGUUACAGACUUAUUAUAAAAUGGAUUAAAAAAAUAAAAAAUCUACACAUAAUACCCCACAAUGACAAAGCAAAACAGGUUUUUAGACAUUUUUGCAAAUGUAUAAAAUUUUAAAAAAAGAAAUACCUUAUUUACAUAAGUAUACCCUUUGCUAUGAGACUCGAAAUUGAGCUCAGGUGCAUCCUUUUUCCAAUGAUCAUCUUUGAGAUGUUUCUACAACUUGAUUGGAGUUCACCUGUGGUAAUUUCAAUUGAUUGGACAUGAUUUGGAAAGGCACACACCUGUCUAUAUAACGUCCCAGAGUUGACAGUGCAUGUCAGAGCAAAAAGCAAGCCAUGAGGUCGAAGGAAUUGUCCGUAAAGCUCCGAGACAAGAUUGUGUCGAGGCACAGAUCUGGGGAAGGGUACCAAAACAUUUCUGCAGCAUUGAAGGUCCCCAAGAACACAGUGGCCUCCAUCAUUCUUAAAUGGAAGAAGUUUGGAACCACCAAGACUCUUUCUAGAGCUGGCCGCCCGGCCAAACUGAGCAAUCGGAGAAAAAGGGCCUUGGUCAGGGAGGUGAACAAAAACACGAUGGUCACUCUGACAGAGCUCCAGAGUUCCUCUGUGGAGAUGGGAGAACCUUCCAGAAGGACAACCAUCUCUGCCGCACUCCACCAAUCAGGCCUUUAUGGUAGAGUGGCCAGACGGAAGCCACUCCUCAGUAAAAGGCACAUGACAGCCCGCUUGGAGUUUGCAAGAAAGGCACCUAAAGGACUCUCAGACCGGUGAAGCAUGAUGGUGGCAGCAUCAUGCUGUGGGGAUGUUUUUCAGCGGCAGGGACUGGGAGACUAGUCAGGAUCGAGGGAAAGAUGAACGGAGCAAAGUACAGAGAGAUCCUUGAUGAAAACCUGCUCCAGAGCGCUCAGGACCUCAGACUGGGGCGAAGGUUCACCUUCCAACAGGACAACGACCCUAAGCACACAGCCAAGAAAACAUAGGAGUGGCUUCAAGGCAAGUCUCUGAAUGUCCUUGAGUGGCACAGCCAGAGGCUGGACUUGAACCCGAUCGAACAUCUCUGGAGAGACCUGAAAAUAGCUGUGCAGCGAUGCUCCCCAUCCAACCUGACAGAGCUUGAGAGGAUAUGCAGAGAAGAAUGGGAGAAACUCCCCAAAUAAAGGUGUGCUAAGCUUGUAGUAUCAUACCCAAGAAGACUUGAGGCUGUAAUCGCUGCCAAAGGUGCUUCAACAAAGUACUGAGUAAAGGGUCUGAAUACCUUUGUGUUAUGUGAUAUUUCAGUUUUUUAUUUUUUAUACAUUUUCAGAAUAAAAAACAACAACUGUUUUUGCUUUGUCAUUAUGGGGUAUUGUGUGUAGAUUGAUGAGGAUAUUUUUUUUUGAAUCCAUUUUAGAAUAAGGCUGUAAAGUAAAUUAUUUUGGAAAAAAGUGAAGGGAUCUGAAUACUUUCCGAAUGCACUGUAUGUUUAUCUAUACUUGCCUUUUGAUGUACUUGUUUUGUAUUGUGCAGGCCAGGGCUCAUUUGUAAAAGAGACUUUAGUCUCAUUAUGACUUCCCUUUUGAAAUAAAGGUACAUUUAAAAAAAAUAAGGGUCACAGACCUACAGUAGCCUGUGUCUGGGAAGGUUUGCUAUGGGGCGGCAGGUAGCUUAGUGGUUAAGAGCGUUGUGCCGGUAACCGAAAGGUCGCUGGUUCUAAUCCCUGAGCUGACUAGGUGAAAAAUCUGUCGAUGUGCCCUUGAGCAAGGCACUUAACCCUAAUUGCUCCUGUAAGUCGCUCUGGAUCAGAGCGUCUGCUAAAAUGUAAAUGUAAAAAAAUGAGGCAAAACUGUGGUUGCAUGUUUGGACGUGUUGAUAAUGAAUUAGAAAGGAAAGGCUUUAUUCCUGGAAGCAGGGCUGUGAGUUGAAGAGAGGAUCUGCAUCGUGGGGAACACCCUUGACCGGCUUCAGACAGCUGUCACAAUAUUAGAUGGCGAAGAUAAAACCCAAGGCCAGGCAGUCCCAAAUGGCACCCUAUUCCCUAUAUAGUGCCCUACUGUUGCCCGGGGUCCUCCAGUGCACCGCAUAGGGAAUAAGGUGCCAUUUGGGAUGCAAACUUAGUGAACAGGUUCUCACUCAUCUGAGUACUGUUAUCGAACUACAAAUAGUUACCAUCAGUAUCCCACAAAUACAUAAUGUGGCGCCACUAGAGAUCCUGGUUCGACUCCAGGCUCUGUCGCAGCCGGCCGCGACCGGGAGACCCAUGGGCGGCGCACAAUUGGUCCAGUGUCGUCCAAGGUAGGGGAGGGUUUGGCCGGCAGCGGUGUGGGUUCGUUUCCCACGGGGGGCCAGUAUAUAAAAAAACAAAACAUGUAUGCAUUCACUAACUGUUAGUUGCUCUGGAUAAGAGCGUCUGCUAAAUGACGUAAAAUGUAAAAAUGUAAGAUAACAUGCAUUUGAUUGUCAUAAUAUGUUCUGGGGUUUAUUGUUAAUACACUAUGCAUUUUCAGUUAGUUUUAUCACCCAGGAUUUGCCUUAAUCUCCCUUGGGUGGCAGCCUUUUGUUGUGAGCUUUAAGCAACGUCUUAACGUCUUAAAUAAAGGGUGGGAUCACACUCGCACAACUGCAUGUAAUGACAUGUUAUUCCUCGAGGUAACUCACUCCAAGCUGAGGUGUAUGAAAACAUGUCAAGCCUAUAUAUGGGGGCGGCAGGUAGCCUAGCAGUUAAGAGUGUUGGGCCAGUAACUGAAAGGUCGCUGGUUUGAAUUCCUACAACGAUUAGGUGAAAAAUCUGUUUAUGUGCCCUUGAGCAAGGCACUUUACCCUAAUUGCUCCUGAAGGUCUCUCUGGAUAAGAGCGUCUGCUAAAUGACCCAAAUGUGUAAGUAAUUGUGGCCCUGGGUUAGAAACCACUGGCUUAAGGUGGUGCAAUGUACGUGAGAAUCCUUGUGUUUGUCUUUCAUCCCAACAGGACAGUGUGCCUCAUCCUUCUGUUUUCUCAGUACCUGAGCAAAGUUGAAGUUCCUUUGAUUGCUUACAAGGAUAAGAAGUGGAAAGUCUUCCAGUAUCCUCUCUUUAAGCUGUUUUCAGUAAGUUAUUAUACCUGUUUUCUGUGCUGAAAGAUGCUUGCUUCAUAUAUACAGUACAUCACCAUUUUAUACACCACACUUUAAUUCUGCACACCUGUUACAACGUUUCAGGCACAGACUCUGCAUGUACUUUGUGACCCUUCGUAGCCCUUCAUAGCCCUUGCAUAAACACCUACAGUAUACAGUAUACAACUUCUGUUUAAAGAAAAUGCGUUUCUUGUAAUCAUUUUUAUGAACAUUGUUACCAUUCAUACAUUUGUUACCAUAAAAACUCCAUUGUUCUAAAUUAAAUGUAUACUUAAACCACAAAUAUCUUACAGUUCUUAGCUUGAAUAAGCAUGAAUAAAGCCCAUCCUUUUUGGUAAAAGAAAUCCCCCAACAGAAAUGACCCAACAUGUACUUUCUACACAGUAAUUCAGGGGUUUUCCAAGGGCUCAUAAGUAUACAGUAAGUAAAUGCCACCUUCCCUAAUCCCUAAUGGAGGAGAGGGAUAAUUCACGCAUUUAAGUCAUCUUAAAGAGAUAGUUCACCCAAAUUACAAAGCAGUCUAUUGACAAGGUAUGACAGCAAUCCAUGCUUUGGUUUAGUUGCUAAAUGCUAAUGUUUUAGCAUUUUUGGCACAAAUCCCAUUCAAGAUAUUAGCAUUUUUGCGCAUCAUGUUCAAAUCAUCUAUAAGUGACUUUGUUGAGCUUCACAUUCAAUUGUAGAUGCUUUUGGAUGAUUUUGACAUGAUGCACAAAAGAUGCUAAUGUCAGUCCCAUGACUUGAAUGAUAUCUGUGCCACAAAUGCUAAAACGUUAGCAUGUGGAAAGAGUUCCAGGGAAACUAAACCAAAGCAUGGAUUGCUGUCAUACCUUGUCCAUAGAGUGAUUACAGGGUAAGGCAACCAAUGUGUCAUUUUGUAAUUUGGAUGAACUAUCCCUUUAACUCAACUCUCGAACACCCUGAGGGUGACAUCGGAGUGGUUCAAUUGCUUUUCUGGGGUGAGUGAAUGGGCCCCCAGUAAUGAAUUAUUAAUAUGAAGUACCUCCCCUCCUGUCAGAUGCAAGAACACACCCUUCACCACAUGGUUAAAGGCAAACACAGUCCUCAGGAUGCUAGAAUGGUACUUGCCUGUGGAAACAAUCACUUGUUUCACUGUCUUGAGCUGGGGUUUUAAUUGCCUGGUGAUUCAGUUGUGCUGUUGUGAACAUAUUAGUAAGAUAAACAUAUUAGUAAGCUACUCUCAUGCUGCAGAUAUCCAUGGAACCCUAGUCCAAGUGCACCGCUAAACGUUAAUACAUUUAGAGUUUUGCAAUCCACUUGUUACACAGAGAGACGGUUUCCCUGACACAGAGUAAGCCUAGUGCUGGACUAAGAAACAUGUUCAAUGGAGAUUUUCUACUCAACAUGCUUUUAGUCCCAGCCAGGUGACCCGUGAUACAAGUCAGUAUUCGAACGUCCAUCCAUGUCUGAGGACGUCGGGAGAUGACGUAGAAACCAGCCACUAGGGGCAACAGUGAGCUCUGUUACCGUCAAGUAGGUUUUGGUUUUGCUAGAACACGGCGGAUGGGCGUAAACAUCUGCCUCCGGUGCCAAAAGUUGCAUUUUCGAAUCCAGCGAUAGAAAGUUGUUUUUUAGAUUUUUGUUUUAAGCCCAUCCCAUCGCAAACGUUAACCCUUACCUUAACCAUUCUGAUUUAAUGCCUAACCUUAAGAUUUAGGAGUUAAUGGCUAAACUUAACCCUAACCUUAAAAAUGUGGAGUUCAUGACUAAACUUAACCUUAAACACUUCGAAAUAUGAAGUUUGGAAUAACUUCUAAAUUUAACGUUUGAGAAACAUGGUGAACGUCUGAUUCUGACGUGAGACUGUGAGAGCUUUUUGUUUAGUACCGGGCUAAAUUUAAUCUGGGUCCAGGAAACGGGCCCACUGUGCGCUACAUGAGCAGAACACCUAGGGAGCUAACCAUAAUAAGAAAGUCACUCCCUGUGCCUUCUCUUUUAACACCACUUCAGGAUUAAUACAUUCCUUUGGGAGUGAUGAAUAAUGGACAGUCUAUGCCAAAAGGCAUGUUGAAGAAAUUUGGUGAUAGAAAAAAAAGCAAAACCAUAGAUGAAAAGGAGUUCACAGCAGGGUUUAGUCAUUCUUAUUUGCACAACAUGACCUACUCCUCGAUGCACCUCUACAGAAACUCAAAAUAUGCCCGCUGGGGAAGUGGCACACAGUUGUCAAAAUCAUAACAGAAAGCAGAGGUGUAAGAGAGCUAAACGUUUAGGAUCAGAAUGAGGAUGUUCCAACCUGUAGCUACGUGGAAGAGGUACUCUAUGUCAAGACAAGCACACACCUUACAUCUACAUUCUAGCAGCAAUAAGUGAAUAACCACAUUUUAGAGCUGUAAGAUGUGUUUACAAAAUAUCACCUGUCUGCACGUACAGUGAGGGAAAAAAGUAUUUGAUCCCCUGCUGAUUUUGUACGUUUGCCCACUGACAAAGACAUGAUCAGUCUAUUAUUUUAAUGGUAGGUUUAUUUGAACAGUGAGAGACAGAAUAACAACAAAAAAAUCCAGAAAAACGCAUGUCAAAAAUGUUAUAAAUUGAUUUACAUUUUAAUCCAGGCUCUGUCGCAGCCGGCCGCGACCGGGAGACUCAUGGGAGGCGCACAAUUGGCCCAGCGUCGUCCAGGGUAGGGGAGGGAAUGGCCGGCAGGGAUGUAGCUCAGUUGAUAGAGCAUGGCGUUUGCAAUGCCAGGGUUGUGGGUUCAAUUCCCACGUGGGGGCAGUAAAAAAAAAUAUGUAUUCACUAACUGUAAGUCGCUCUGGAUAAGAGCGUCUGCUAAAUGACUAAAAUUUAAAUGUAAAUGUUAAUGAGGGAAAUAAGUAUUUGACUUAGUACUUGGUGGCAAAACUCUUGUUGGCAAUCACAGAGGUCAGACGUUUCUUGUAGUUGGCCACCAGGUUUGCACACAUCUCAGGAGGGAUUUUGUUCCAUUCCUCUUUGCAGAUCUUCUCCAAGUCAUUAAGGUUUCGAGGCUGACGUUUGGCAACUCGAACCUUCAGCUCCCUCCACAGAUUUUCUAUGGGAUUAAGGUCUGGAGCCUGGGUAGGCCACUCCAGGACCUUAAUGUGCUUCUUCUUGAGCCACUCCUUUGUUGCCUUGGCCGUGUGUUUUGGGUCAUUGUCAUGCUGGAAUACCCAUCCACGACCCAUUUUCAAUGCCCUGGCUGAGGGAAUGAGGUUCUCACCCAAGAUUUGACGGUACAUGGCCCCGUCCAUCGUCCCUUUGAUGCGGUGAAGUUGUCCUGGCCCCUUAGAAAAACACCCCCAAAGCAUGUAUCCACCUCCAUGUUUGACGGUGGGGAUGGUGUUCUUGGGGUCAUAGGCAGUAUUCCUCCUUCUCCAAACACGGCGAGUUGAGUUGAUGCCAAAGAGCUCGAUUUUGGUCUCAUCUGACCACAACACUUUCACCCAGUUCUCCUCUGAAUCAUUCAGAUGUUCAUUGGCAAAUUUCAGACGGCCCUGUAUAUGUGCUUUCUUGAGCAGGGGGACCUUGCGGGCGCUGCAGGAUUUCAGUCCUUCACAGUGUAGUGUGUUACCAAUUGUUUUCUUGGUGACUAUGGUCCCAGCUGCCUUGAGAUCAUUGACAAGAUCCUCCUGUGUAGUUCUGGGCUGAUUCCUCACCGUUCUCAUGAUCAUUGCAACUCCACGAGGUGAGAUCUUGCAUGGAGCCCCAGGCCGAGGGUGAUUGACAGUUAUUUUGUGUUUCUUCCAUUGCGAAUAAUCGCACCAACUGUUGUCACCUUCUCACCAAGCUGCUUGGCGAUGGUCUUGUAGCCCAUUCCAGCCUUGUGUAGGUCUACAAUCUUGUCCCUGACAUCCUUGGAGAGCUCUUUGGUCUUGGCCAUGGUGGAGAGUUUGGAAUCUGAUUGAUUGAUUGCUUCUGUGGACAGGUGUCUUUUAUACAGGUAACAAGCUGAGAUUAGGAGCACUCCCUUUAAGAAUGUGCUCCUAAUCUCAGCUCGUUACCUGUAUAAAAGACACCUGGGAGCCAGAAGAGGGGGUCAAAUACUUAUUUCCCUCAUUAAAAUGCAACUCAAUUUAUAACAUUUUUGACAUGCGUAUUUCUGGAUUUUUUUGUUGUUAUUCUGUCUCUCACUGUUCAAAUAAACCUACCAUUAAAAUUAUAGACUGAUCAUUUCUUUGUCAGUGGGCAAACGUACAAAAUCAGCAGGGGAUCAAAUACUUUUUUCCCUCACCUACCAUGCACCUUUCAACUUGACGUCUGAUGGAAAUAAAUACAAACAAAAACAUGCCACAAAGUGGCAACAUAAUACUAUAUGUAUCUAAACGAUGUCUAAAUUAUAUCUAAACUAAAUGAGAUGUCUAAACUAACCGAUAUUUCUAAACGAUAUGUCUAAAUGAUAUGUCUUAAUGAGAUGUCUAAACUAAACGAUACGUCUAAAUGAUAUGUCUAAAUGAAAUGUCUUAAUGAGAUGUCUAAACUAAACGAUACGUCUAAAUGAUAUGUCUAAAUGAUAUGUCUUAAUGAGAUGUCUAAACUAACCGAUAUUUCUAAACGAUAUGUCUAAAUGAUAUGUCUUAAUGAGAUGUCUAAACUAAACGAUACGUCUAAAUGAUAUGUCUAAAUGAUAUGUCUUAAUGAGAUGUCUAAACUAAACGAUACGUCUAAAUUAUAUGUCUAAAUGAGAUGUCUAAAUUAAACAAUAUGUCUUAAUGAGAUGUCUAAACUAAACGAUAUGUCUAAAUGAGAUGUCUAAACUAAACGAUACGUCUAAAUUAUAUGUCUAAAUGAGAUGUCUAAACUAAACAAUAUGUCUAAAUGAGAUGUCUAAAUUAAACAAUAUGUCUAAAUGAGAUGUCUAAACUAAACAAUAUGUCUAAAUGAGAUGUCUAAACUAAACGAUAUGUCUAAAUGAGAUGUCUAUACUAAACAAUAUGUCUAAAUGAGAUGUCUAAACUAAACGAUAUGUCUAAAUGAGAUGUCUAAACUAAACAAUAUGUCUAAAUGAGAUGUCUAUACUAAACGAUAUGUCUAAAUGAGAUGUCUAAACUAAACGAUAUGUCUAAAUGAGAUGUCUAUACUAAACAAUAUGUCUAAAUGAGAUGUCUAAACUAAACGAUAUGUGUAAAUGAGAUGUCUAAAUGAGAUGUCUAAACUAAACAAUAUGUCUAAAUGAGAUGUCUAUACUAAACGAUAUGUCUAAACUAAACAAUGCAUUUCUCAUUUCUGUUCACCCACAGGCUUUGUUUGGGAUGUGUGGUGCUUGGUUGGUCUGCUUCUUGCUAACCAUCUUCGAAGCCCUUCCCUCUCAGCCGGACCAGUAUGGCUACACAGCCAGGACUGACGUGAACCUGGAUGCCGUCACUAGCGCACCAUGGUUCCACGUCCCAUAUCCAGGUGAGAUGGAGCAAUAUAAUUUAUUAUUGUAUUUUUUAUUUUUUAUUUAUUCAGGGUAAACCCAUUGAGACCAAGGUCUCAUUGCCAAUGGUCCACAGAUCACAGCAAUACAAAAACCAAUACAAUGUCAAACAAAACAGCAGAAAAACAGUUACAUUCCUCAGCUACUAGGCCCUCAAUCAACACCAUAAACUGCCCGAGCGGCACCAGAACAUCCAAUUGUAAUGAGUUCUGCAAAUUGUUCCAGCAGUGAGGCGCAUUAAAACUAAAAGCGGAUUUACCUCAUUCGGUGGAGACCCAAGGAACCUCAACAGUUAACCAACCCUGUGAACGGGUUUGGUAACUCAUGUUUUUAUACUUCAACAAUGAAGUUAGGUAAGUUGGAAGCUUGUGUAGUAGAGCUUUGUAAACAAAAAGGGCCGAUGUACUCCUGAUGAAAGAACAAAUAUAUAUAUGCACAUCCAACUGGUAAAAAACAAAAUGUAUGAAAAAGUGAAUAAUGUUUGCGCAACACUAUAUACUCCAAACAUAUAAAAAUAGCAGUUGUCUAGCAAUGAUCAACAACCAAUUUGACAGAGCUUGAAGAAUUUGAAAAAAUAAUAAUGGGCAAGUGUUGCACAAUCCAGUUGUGGAAAGCUCUUAGAGACUUAUCCAGAAAGACUCACAGCUGUAAUCGCUGCCAAAGGUGUUUCUACAAAGUAUUGACUCAUGGGUGUGAAUACUUAUGUAAAUUAUGUAUUUUCUAUAUUUUAUUUUCAAUAAAUUAGCAAAAAUGUCUAAAACAUGUUUUCAAUUUGUCAUUAUGGGGUAUUGGUGUGUAGAUGGGUGAGAAAAAAUAAUAUUAUGGAAUCCAUUUUGAAUUCAGGCUGUAACACAACAUGUGGAAUAAGUCAAGGGGUAUGAAUACUUUCUGAAGGCACUGUAUAAUGGGGUAUCCUGUUUUCUGCUAACAAUGCCUGCAGUAACGCUGUUGACCUUGAACUUCCGUGGCUUCAAUGAGAUUGGGCAGUCCUUCUCCCCUGGCAUAAUCCCAUGACUCCCGAUCAGAAGGUUGCGUAUUCAAUUCCAGUGGUGGACACUCAUUUAUUUUUACUAUCCCAAACCUUCAAGGCCCAAUGCAGCCAUUUUAAUCUCAAUAUAAAAUCCUUUCUGGAUAACAAUUAAGGACCUUACUGAGACUGUUUAAAUUAAAAUCAAGUGCAAUUUCUGAAGGAAGAAUUUUGGUUGGACUGUCUGGGAAUAGCCUGAGUGGGUAGGGGAAACUGAAAACUAGCUGCAAUUGGCAGAGAGGUUUGGAACUCUUUCUUAUUGGUCUAUUAACCAAUUUACCAUCUGGUAAUGUAUCCAGGCAGGUCAAAACUCCAUCCCACCAAAACAGGCAGAAAUUUCAGGCGGUCUUUUCAAACAGCUCUUACACUAAAAGGACAUUAUCAUAAUUUUCACCAUUUCACAGUAUUAUUCAACCUCAUAGUGUGGAAAUAUAUAUAAAACACAGGACAAUCAUGUUUUUGACUGCACUGGGCCUUUAAACCUUACCUUAACCAUUCAGGAUGAAUCCCUUAAGUUUUAAAUAUGAUGAUUGGAGCAACUUUAAAAUGUUACAUUUGGAGAAACGAUGCUGAGCAGGAGGAGCAACCCAGGGUGUCAAAAACACUUUGAAAUUUGACUUUUGGAGAAUAAAUCAAAAACGUCUAAUUCUGCAGUGACACUGUGAGAGCUUGUUGCAUAAAGCAGGAUAGGUAAUUAAGACUUGUCUGUCAGUACACCUACUGGAGGCAGCCUCUUUCAUCUAGGCUGUGUCCCAAAUGGUACCCUUUCACUUACAUCCUGCACUAAAUUUGACAAGGGCCCUUAGGGCUCUGGUCAAAAGUAGUGCACUAUGUAGGGAAUAAGGUGCUAUUUAGGACGCAGCUCUAGAACCUGCCAAACCUAGCUCAUUAAACUGCCAUUCCUUCAACUGCAAGUGAUGAAAGACUUCCAACUAAUUAUUUGUUUUCAUCAUUGGCCAGUUGUUUACACAGUUUAUUUUCAUUUACUGUAAUUUACAUUUUAGUCAUUUAGCAGACGCUCUUUUCCAGAGCGACUUACAGGAGCAAUUAGGGUUAAGUGCCUUGCUCAAGGGCACAUCGACAGAUUUUUCACCUAGUUGGCUCGGGGAUUAGAACCAGCGACCUUUCGGUUACUGGCACAACGCUCUUAACCACUAAGCUACCUGCCGCACCAAUUAGUAAUUAGCAUGCAUUACAUUUUGAUGUGCCCCAACCUCAAAGAAUUUGUGAGCAAACCACACAACCUCCUUUAAAGAGCAAGGAAUUCAUAGUUUAUCGCUCCAAGUUCACCUCUUCUGUACUGUAGCAUUAGUACCUGUCAAAGAAUACAUUACAAUGUUGAAAGUCUAAAGAAAACUGUAGACAACUGUAGUCUUUCUGUCAGUCUCACCGAAUAAUUCUAAUUAAAAGGAAUGUACAGUAUGUGCAUGAAAACAUAUAUAUUUUGUGAAUGUGCGUGCGUGUGUGCACAUGAAUGUGUGUGUGCUAAUCUGUCCACUCUCUGUCCCUUUAGGCCAAUGGGGCAUGCCCACAGUGAGUGUGUCCUCGGUGUUGGGCAUGAUAGCUGGCGUCCUUGCCUCCACCAUGGAGUCCAUUGGGGACUACUACGCCUGUGCCCGCCUGUCCGGUGCCCCUCCUCCGCCCACCCACGCAAUCAACAGGGGUAUCGCUGUGGAGGGCAUUGGCUGCAUCCUGGCAGCGCUGUGGGGCAGCGGGAACGGCACCACAUCCUAUAGCCAGAACAUCGCAGCACUGGGCAUCACUAAAGUAUGUCCUCCAUAUACUAUUUUGGGCCACGUUCAGUAUAGGAAUGUGAUGGUGAUGUUAUUGUAAAGCCUCCUAUGGCAAUGACAAAAGGCUGAUCAAACAUGCAGGACUAUCUAAGCUUUUCUUGGCUUGCUUGUUGAAUCUUGGUCUGAAAUUCCUGACAGUUCUUAGUUGCGUUCCCAUGAUGUCUCAGGGCCCAAAUAAGGCUGCCAGCCUGUCAUCCUGCCACUGUUAGCAUGACGGAUAGCCCCCAUACGUUAAUGAUUAAUGACUUGUAAUGCUGUGCGCUUUUCGUUGUGCCCACCAUGCCAGGUUGGCAGCAGACUGGUCCUUCAGACUGCUGGUCUCCUGAUGAUCAUCCUGGGACUCUUUGGGAAGUUCGGGGCCGUUUUCAUCACCAUUCCAGACCCGGUCAUCGGAGGCAUGUUCCUCGUCAUGUUCGGAAUGAUUGCAGCUGUGGGAAUCUCCAACCUUCAGGUUAAAAAAAUCAUAGAAAAAAUGGGUUCACUGAAGUUCUGUUUAGAUCAAUCAUUUCAAACACCUACUGUACAUAUGUGUGUAUUGAUAAAGUAUCAUCAAGGAUAACAUGCAUCUGCAUAGAUAUACAGUACCAAUCAAAAGUUUGGACACACCUACUCAUUCAAGGGUUUGUCUUUAUUUUUACUAUUUUCUUAAAUUGUAGAAUAAUAGUGACGACAUCUAAACUAUGAAAUAACACAUAUGGAAUCAUGUAGUAACCAAAAAAGUGUUAAACAAAUCAAAAUAUAUUUUAUAUUUGAGAAUUUUCAAAUAGCCACCCUUUGCCUUGAUGACAGCUUUGCACACUCUUGGCAUUCUCUCAACCAGCUUCACCUGGAAUGCUUUUCCAACAGUCUUGAAGGAGUUCCCACAUAUGCUGAGCACUUGUUGGCUGCUUUUCCUUCACUCUGCUGUCCGACUCAACCCAAACCAUCUCAACUGGGUUGAGCUCGGGGGAAUGUGGAGGCCAGGUCAUCUGAUGCAGCACUCCAUCACUCUCCUUCUUGGUAAAAUAUCCCUUUAACAGCCUGGAGGUGUCAUUGUCCUGUUGAAAAAAAAAUUAUAGUCCCACUAAGCCCAAACCAGAUGGGAUGGCGUAUCGUUGCAGAAUGCUGUGGUAGUCAUGCUGGUUAAGUGUACCUUGAAUUCAUGCUUUACGGUGGGAACUACACAUGCGGAGAUCAUCCGUUCACCCACACCGCGUCUCACAAAGACACAGCGGUUGGAACCAAAACCUCCAAUUUGGACUCCAGACCAAAGGACAAAUUCCCACAAGUCUAAUGUCCAUUGCUCGUGUUUCUUGGCCCACACAGGUCUCUUAUUCUUAUUGGUGUCCUUUAGUAGUGGUUUCUUUGCAGCAAUUCGACCUUGAAGGCCAGAUUCACACAGUCCCCUCUGAACAGUUGAUGUUGAGAUGUAUCUGUGACUUGAACUCUGUGAAGCAUUUAUUUGGGCUGCAAUUUCUGAGGCUGGUAACUCUAAUGAACUUAUCCUCUGCAGCAGAGGUAACUCUGGGUCUUCCAUUCCUGUGGCGGUCCUCAUGAAAGCCAGUUUCAUCAUAGCGCUUGAUGGUUUUUGCGACUGCACUUGAAGAAACGUUCAAAGUUCUUGAAAUUUUCCGUAUUGACUGACCUUCAUGUCUUUAAGUAAUGAUGGACUGUCUUUUCUCUUUGCUUAUUUUAGCUGUUCUUGCCAUGAUAUGGACUUGGUAUUUUACCAAAUAGGGCUAUCUUCUGUAUCCCCCCUAUCUUGUCACAACACAACUGAUUGGCUCAAACGCAUUAAGGAGGAAAGAAAUUCCACAAAUUAACUUUUAAGAAGGCACACCUGUUAAUUGAAAUGCAUUCCAGGUGACUACCUCAUGAAGCUGGUUGAGAGAAUUCUAAGUGUGUGCAAAGCUGUCAUCAAGGAAAAGGGUGGCUAUUUGAAGAAUCUCAAAUAUAAAAUAUAUUUUGAUUUGUUGAACGCUUUUUUGGUUACUACGUGAUUACAUAUGUGUUAUUUCAUAGUUUUGAUGUCUUCACUAUUAUUCUAUAAUGUAAAUAAUAGUGGAGAAAAAAAACAACAACCUUGAAUGAGUAGGUGUGUCCAAACCUUUGACUGGUAGUGUACAGUUGAAGUCGGAAGUUUACAUACACCUUAGCCAAAUACAUUUAAACUCAGUUUUUCACUAUUCCUGACAUUUAAUCCUAGUAAAAAUUCCCUGUUUUAGGUCCGUUAGGAUCACCACUUUAUUUUAAGAAUGUGAAAUGUCAGAAUAAUAGUAGAGAGAAUUAUUUCUUUCAUCACAUUCCCAACGGGUCAGAAGUUUACAUACACUCAAUUAGAAUUAGGUAGCAUUGCCUUUAAAUUGUUUAACUUGGGUCAAACGUUUCGGGUAGCCUUCCACAAGCUUCCCCCAAUAAGUUGGGUUAAUUUUGGCCCAUUCCUCCUGACAGAGCAUGUUUAACUGAGUCAGGUUUGUAGGCCUCCCUGCUCGCACACGCUUUUUCAGUUCUGCCCACACAUUUUCUAUAGGUUUGAGGUCAGGGCUUUGUGAUGGCCACUCAAACACCUUGACAUUGUUGUCCUUAAGCCAUUUUGCCACAACUUUGGAAGUAUGCUUGGGGUCAUUGUCCAUUUGGAAGACCCAUUUGCGACCAAGCUUUAACUUCCUGACUGAUGUCUUGAGAUGUUGCUUCAAUACAUCCACAUAAUUUUCCUUCCUCAUGAUGCCAUCUAUUUUGUGAAGUGCACCUGUCCCUCCUGCAGCAACAGCACCCCCCACAGCUGAUGCUGCCACCCCCCGUGCUUACACGGUUGGGAUGGUGUUCUUCGGCUUGCAAGCAAUCCCCUUUUCCUCCAAACAUACGAUGGCCAUUAUGGCCAAACAGUUCUAUUUUUGUUUAAUCAGACCAGAGGACAUUUCUCCAAAAAGUACGCUCUUUGUCCCCAUGUGCAGUUGCAAACCGUAGUCUGGCUUUUUAUAGCGGUUUUGGAGCAGUUGCUUCUUCCUUGCUGAGCGGCCUUUCAGGUUAUGUCGAUAUAGGACUCGUUUUACUGUGGAUAUAGAUACUUUUGUACCUGUUUCUUCCAGCAUCUUCACAAGGUCCUUUGCUGUUGUUCUGGGAUUGAUUUGCACUUUUCGCACCAAAGUACGUUCAUCUCUAGGAGACAGAACGCGUCUCCUUCCUGAGCGGUAUUACGGCUGCGUGAUCCCAUGGUGUUUAUACUUGCGUACUAUUGUUUGUACAGAUCAACGUGGUACCUUCAGGCAUUUGGAAAUUGCUGCCAAGGAUGAACCAGACUUGUGGAGGUCUACAAUUCUUUUUCUGAGGUUUAGGCUGAUUUCUUUUGAUUUUCCCAUGAUGUCAAGGAAAGAGGCAUUGCGUUUGAAGGUAGGCCUUGAAAUACAUCCACAGGUACACCUCCAAUUGACUCAAAUGAUGUCAAUUAGCCUAUCAGAAGCUUCUAAAGCCAUGACAUCAUUUUCUGGAAUUUUCCAAGCUGUUUAAAGGCACAGUCAACUUAGUGUAUGUAAACUUCUGACCCACUGGAAAGUGCAAUAAUCUGUCUGUAAACUAUUGUUGGAAAAAUGACUUGUGUCAUGCACAAAGUAGAUGUCCUAACCGACUUGCCAAAACUAUAGUUUGUUAACAAGAAAUUUGUGGAGUGGUCGAAAAACGAGUUUUAAUGACUCCAACCUAAGUGUAUGUAAACUUCCGACUUCAACUGUAUGUUAAUGCUUAAAAUAUCAUUAAGGAUCAUAAAUCUCUACAAUACUUCUUUCCGUUCUGUCCUUUAUCAGGCAAUUGCGUACCACAGUCUCGUGGGGACCCCCACAACGUCUGAACAAAAUGUGCAGUUUUAGCUACUCUCAUGCUAUUCCACACAUUUUGCAUUGAGUCUGAGAGAAUUUUGCAGUUUUACGUCUAAUUUCCUGUCAUUCUAAAAAUGUAUUUGCCAUAACUCAUGAUGUGUUCAUAUGCUGUCUGGGGAGGGGUGUGACUUCCUUCUUUUCAUUUAUGAGUUCUUUGCCUUUUUCCAUGGUGAUGAAUGCGUGUUACCUAAUUUUUAUUCCCCAGUGAAACAGGAAGCCAUGGAAGGCCACAAUAGAGUUCCUUAAGCUUAUUUUUAAGCUACAUAAACAAAUUGAAUGUUAAUGUAGAUUUUAUUUUGUUUGAUUUAAUUUAUAAUAAUCUUUAGGGGUGGCAAUAAUUUUGACACAAGUAUUUUUUUUAUUUUUUACUUCUUCAACCAAAUCUCUUUUUUCUGAGCAAUUGUAUUAGUAUAAAAUAAUAUAAUUCCCCCAUUUUUUGGAGCAUGCAAAAUAUAGCUCAGUAUUUUUAUUAUUUAUUUUAUACAGUUUUUUUGCUCAUCUUUAUCAAGGGAGCCAAUAACUUUGGAUCUGACUGUAUUAUCAAACAUGACAGAAGUGUCAUGAAGAGGUUAUAAUAGAUUGAAUUUAUAUAGCGCUUUUCUACCAACUCAGGUACUCAAAGCACUUUGCAUAAUAAGGAGGAAACUCACCUCAUCCACCACCAAUAUGCAGCACCUACCUCGGUAAUGCACGGCAACCAUUUUUUUGCCAGAAGACUCACCACACAUCAGCAGGAGAGGUGAGAAGUGACACAUGCCAAUUAGGAAUGAGGGGGAGGAUUAGGUGGCCAUGAUGGAAUGGGGCUCGGUAAGGAAUUUUGCCAGGACUCUUACGUUAAGUGCCAUGGGAUCUUUAGUGACCACAGAGAGUCAGGACACCCGUGUAACAUCACAUCCGAAAGAUGGCACCCUACGCAGGGCAAUGUCCAAUACCACUUCCAGAAGCAUCUGGUGUCCCAUCCAGUGACCAACCAGGACCAACCCUGCUUAGCUUCAGAGGCAAGCCAGCAGUGGUAUGCAGGGUAGUAUGCUGCUGGCAAGGAAGGUUAGGGCGAGCAGCCUCUCACACUGAAAUAUUUUCUAACCAUUACUCUAAUCAGCUCAUCCAUGAAGCACUGAUAAAACAUUAGCACCUGUACAGGGGUCUGGGGCUGCUGUGCACUUGCUGUCAAGCUGCAUGGCUGCCAUAAGGCAAACUGGAGCAGUGGUUCCUCAAAACUCUCUGGACUGUCUGUGACCCAAAGCUUAUGGACUUAUAUUGAGUCUUUCCAAGAAAACAUAAAUACUAUUUAUAUGAUCCAGGAUCCAGUUGUAAGCCAUUAUGACCUGAUGAGUUUGAACCUGGGUCUCCUGUGGACCACAAAUCAAAUCAAAUCAGAUUGAUUGUAUUGGUCGCAUACACAUAUUCAGCAGAUGUUAUUGCGGGUGUAGCGAAAUGCUUGUGUUCUUAACUCCAACAGUGCAGUAAUAUCUAACAAUAUCUAACAAUACACACCAAUACACAUGAAUCUAAAAAGCAAAAUAAUGGAAUUAAGAAAUAUAUAAAUAUUAGGAUGAGCAAUGUCAGAGUCCGGAGUAUAAAUACACUAUAUUUACAAAAUAUGUGGACACCCUUUCAAAUUAGUGGAUUUGGCUAUUUCAGCCACACCCGUUGCUGACAGGUGUAGAAAAUGGAGCACAUAGCCAUGCAAUCUCCAAAGACAAACAUUGGCAGUAGAAUGGCCUUACUGAAGAUCUCAGUGACUUUCAACGUGACACUGUCAUAAGAUGACACCUUUCCAACAAGUCAGUUCGUCAAAUUUAUGCCCUGCUAGAGCUGCCCCGGUCAACUGUAAGUGCUGUUAUUGUGAAGUGGAAAGUCUAGGAGCAACAAUGGCUCAGUCGCAAAGUGGUAGGCCACACAAGCUCACAGAAUGAGACCGCCGAGUACUGAGUAAAAAUCUUUGGAUGCAACUCAGCAUUCUUUGUCCUCCAAACACGACGAGUUGAGUUUUUACCAAAAAGUUCUAUAUUGGUUUCAUCUGAACAUAUGACAUUCUCCCAAUCCUCUUCUGGAUCAUCCAAAUGCACUCUAGCAAACUUCAGACGGGCCUGGACAUGUACUGGCUUAAGCAGGGGGACACGUCUGGCACUGCAGGAUUUGAGUCCCUGGCGGCGUAGUGUGUUACUGAUGGUAGGCUUUGUUACUUUGGUCCCAGCUCUCUGCAGGUCAUUCACUAGGUCCCCCCGUGUGGUUCUGGGAUUUUUGCUCACCGUUCUUGUGAUCAUUUUGACCCCACGGGGUGAGAUCUUGCGUGGAGCCCCAGAUCGAGGGAGAUUAUCAGUGGUCUUGUAUGUCUUCCAUUUCCUAAUAAUUGCUCCCACAGUUGAUUUCUUCAAACCAAGCUGCUUACCUAUUGCAGAUUCAGUCUUCCCAGCCUGGUGCAGGUCUACAAUUUUGUUUCUGGUGUCCUUUGACAGCUCUUUGGUCUUGGCCAUAGUGGAGUUUGGAGUGUGACUGUUUGAGGUUGUGGACAGGUGUCUUUUAUACUGAUAACAAGUUCAAACAGGUGCCAUUAAUACAGGUAACGAGUGGAGGACAGAGGAGCCUCUUAAAGAAGAAGUUACAGGUCUGUGAGAGCCAAAAAUCUUGCUUGUUUGUAGGUGACCAAAUAAUUAUUUUCCACCAUAAUUUGCAAAUAAAUUCAUUAAAAAUCCUACAAUGUGAUUUUCUGGAUUUUCUUUCCUCAAUUUGUCUGUCAUAGUUGACGUGUACCUAUGAUGAAAAAGGCCUCUCUCAUCUUUUUAAGUGGGAGAACUUGCACAAUUGGUGGCUAACUAAAUACUUUUUUUCCCCACUCUAUGAAGUGGGUAAAACAGUACGUAAGCAUUAUUAAAGUGACCAGUGUUCCAUGACUAUGUACAUAAUGCAGUAGUCUCAAAGGUGCAUGGUAGAGUAACCGGAUGGUAGCCGGCUAGUGACAGUGACUAAAGUUCAGGGCAGGGUACUGGGCGGAGGCCGGCUAGUGGUGACUAUUUAACAGUUUGAUGGCCUGGAGAUAGAAGCUGUUUUUCAGUCUCUUCGUCCCAGCUUUGAUGCACCUGUUCUGACCUCGCCUUCUAGAUGGUAGCGGGAUGAACAGGCUGUGGCUCGGGUGGCUGAGGUCCUUGAUGAUCUUCUUGGCCUUCCUGUAACACCGGGUGCUGUAGAUGUCCUGGAAGGCAGGCAGUUUGCCCCCGGUGAUGCGUUGGGCAGACCGCACCACCCUCUGGAGAGCCCUGCGGUUGUGGAUGGUGCAGUUGCCGUACCAGGCGGUGAUACAGCCCAACAGGAUGCUCUCAGUGGUGCAUCUGUAAAAGUUUGUGAGGGUCUUAGGGGCCAAGACAAAAUCCUGUUGCACCUUCUUCACUACACUUUCUGUAUGGGUGGACCAUUUCAGAGGAACUUGAAGCUUUUCACCUUCUUCACUGUGGCCCUGUCGAUGUGGAUGCUCCCUCUUCUGUCUCCUGAAGUCCACGAUCAACUCCUUUGUUUUGUUGACGUUGAGGGAGAGGGAGAGGUUAUUUUCAUGGCACCACUCUGCCAGGGCCCUCACCUCCUCUCUGUAGGCUGUCUCGUCGUCAUUGGUAAUCUGGCCUACCACUGUUGUGUCUUCUGCAAACUUGAUGAUUGAGUUGAGUCAAGGGUGAACAGGGAGUUUAGGAGGGGGCUGAGCACGCACCCUUGUGGGGCCCCUGUGUUGAGGAUCAGCGUAGUGGAGGUGUUGUUACCUACCUUAACCACCUGGGGGCGGCCCGUCAGGAAGUCCAGGAACCAGUUGCACAGGGCGGGGUUCAGACCCAGGGCCUCAAGCUUAAUGAUGAACUUGGAGGGUACUAUGGUGUUGAAGGCUGAGCUGUAGUCACUGUACAACAUUCUUACAUAGGUAUUCCUCUUGUCCAGAUGGGAUAGGGCAGUGUGCAGUGUGAUCGCAAUUGCGUCAUCCGUGGAUCUAUUUGGGCGGUAUGCAAAUUGCAGUGGGUCUAGGUUGUCAGGUAAAAUGGAGGUGAUAUGAUCCUUAACUAGCCUUCAAGAGUGAGCUAACACAAUAUUCUGGUCUUAGGCACAAGCAUGGCUCAGCAAACCCCUCGGUUACACCUUGACCCAAAAAGAAUAAGCCCUGACCCGCCACUGCUUCAGUAGAGUGGUGAAAUGAUCAGGAAGCCAGGAUAAGACUGAUGUAGAAUCAGACAGAACUCUUGGUCAGGUCGUUAUUGCUUAAGAGAAUAUGUUUUUUCUAAAUAACUUAACUUAAAGUUGAAAUAGAUACAACUCUAAUGGAUUCCUCUGCUCCCAACAGUACGUGGACCUGAACUCCUCCAGGAACUUACUCAUCUUGGGCUUCUCAACCUUCAGUGGCCUGGUGCUGCCUACCUGGUUCCACUCAAACCCAGGCAUCAUUGACACAGGUGAGUCUGUCACAUGUAGUAUAUGGGAUAAAUAUAUGGGAUAAGCUGACUGUACGCUGGUUUCAUCAGGCUUACCUCCCAAUCCUCUUGGCCAAUCUCAGUGUCACUGCGUGACAAUAAUCUGUCAGAAGACUCAGUUUAGGCGCCACUUGGACAGUCGGCUACCACGGCCAGCGUCCUUACCAGUGCUUCUCAUUGACUUCACCUGUCCUCACUUCCCUCCCCCCUCACCUCCCUGUUAGGAUGCUUGCAGCACAGCUGCUGCAUUGGUUAAACAUGGUGGUUAUCAUUCAGGAUCCUGUUAAAUGCACAAAGUACAACCCCUGGGAAUUACAGGAGCUAAAUCGUGGAUCUGAACUAUUGACCGAUGCCUCACCACCUGCCUGGAUUAUUGUUUCCUUUUGAUGUGUUUUCCCAUGGCCAAACACAGCUAGUGUUAUGUACCUACCUUAUGUCUAAUUUGAUUCAACACAACUUUAUUAAUACCCUUGGGGGCUUAUUUAAAAGGCAAGGUGACAGAGCAUGAGCACAAAAAUACAGUGCCUUCAGAAAGUAUUCACACCCCUUGACUUAUUCCACAUUAUAUUGUGUUACAGCCUGAAUUCAAAAUGGAUGAAAUAUAUUUUCUUCCACUCAUCUACACUCAAUAACCCAUAAUGUCAAAGAAAAAACAUUGGUAUUCAUUUCUUUUUGCACAUUUAUUGAAAAUGAAAUACAGAAAUAUUGCAUUUACGUACGUAUUCACACCCAUGAGUCAAUACAUGUUAGAAUCACCUUUGGCAACAAUUACAGCUGUGAGUCUUUCUGGAUAAGUCUCUAAGAGCUUUGCACACCUGGAUUGUACAAUAUUUGCACAUUAUUCUUAAAAUAAUUAUUCAAGCUCUGUCAAGUUGGUUGUUGAUCAUUGCUAUGCAGCCAUUUUCAAGUCUUGCCUUAGAUUUUCAAGCCGAUUUAAGUCAAAACUGUAACUAGGCCACUCAGGAACAUUCAAUGUCUUCUUGGUAAGCAACUCCAGUGUAUAUUUGGCCUUGUGUUUUAGGUUAUUGUCCUGCUAAAGGUGAAUUUGCCUCCCAGUGUCUGUUGCAGACUGAAUCAGGUUUUCCUCUAGGAUUUUGCCUGUGCUUAGGUCUAUUACGUUUCUUUUUAUCCUAAAAAACUCCCUAGUCCUUGCCGAUGACAAGCAUACCUGAGUGGCGCAGCGGUCUAAGGCACUGCAUCUCAGUGCUUGAGGCAUCACUACAGACACCCUAGUUCGAUUCCAGGCUGUAUCACAACUGGCCGUGAUUGGGAGUCCCAUAGGGCGGCGCACAAUUGGCCCAGCGUCGUCCGGGUUUGGCCGGUGUAGGCUGUCAUUGUAAAUAAGAAUUUGUUCUUAACUAACUUGCCUAGUUAAAUAAAAAUAAAUACCCAUAACAUGAUGCAGCCACCACCAUGCUUGAAAAUAUGAAGAGUGGUACUCAGUGUUGUGUUGGGUUUGCCCCAAACAUAAUUAUUUGUAUUCAGGACAUAAAGUUAAUUUCUUUGCCACAUGUUUUGCAGUUUUACUUUAGUGCAUUAUUGCAAACAGGAUGCAUGUUUUGGAAUAUUUUAUUCUGUACAGGCUUCCUCUUUUUACUCUGUCAUUUAGGUUAGUAUUGUGGAGUAACUACAAUGUUGUUGAUCCAUCCUCAGCCAUAAACUCUGUAACAGUUUUAAAGUCACCAUUGGCCUCACUGUGAAAUCCCUGAGCGGUUUCCUUCCUCUCCGGAAGGGCGCCUGUAUCUUUGUAGUGACUGGGUGUAUUGAUACACCAUCCAACAUGUAAUUAACUUCACCAUGCUCAAAUGGAUAUUCAAUGUUUUUUCUAUUUUUACCCAUCUACCAAUAGGUGCCCAUCUUUGCGAGGCAUUUGAAAACCUCCCUGGUCUUUGUGGUUGAAUCUGUAUUUGAAAUUCUCUGCUCAACUGAGGGACCUUACAGAUAGUUGUAUGUGUGGGGUACAGAGAUUAGGUAGUCGUUCAAAAAUCAUGUUAAACACUAUUAUUGCACACAGAGUCAGUCCGUGGAACUUAAGUGACUUGUUAAGCAAAUCUUUACUCCUGUACUUAUUUAGGCUUGCCAUAAGAAAGACAUUGAAUACUUAUUGAUUCAAGACAUUUCAGCUUUUCAUUUGUAAUUAUUUUGUAAACAUAAUUACACUUUUACAUUAUUGGAUAUUGUGUGUAGACCAGUGACACAAAAUCUCCAUUUAAUCUAUUUUAAAUUCAGGCUGUAACAGAACAAAAUGUGAAAAAAGUGAAGGGGUGUGAAUACUUUCUGAAGGCACUGUACAUGUCGUCCACAUUAGACAUUCUGCUAGAUUGAUUUCCAGGUAAGGCACAAAGGCCCCUGAAGCAAUAUCCUGGCUCUCUUGUACCAAAAUCAUCUAUCGAAACCAGUAAGGGGGAGACACAUGCAAUGAUAGGUGAAACAUAGCUUGUUUGUACUGUAUUUAUACUGUAGAUAACCAUCUCUUUGUAUUCACAGGGGUAAAAGAACUGGAUCAAGUUAUAGUUGUUCUCUUCACUACGCACAUGUUCAUCGGUGGGUUCUUUGGAUUUGUAUUGGACAACACGAUUCCAGGUGAGCCAUAACAACAACAGUAUACAUCCAUAUGAUUACAUUUCACAUGUGCAAGCUUAAACGCUCAUCUAAGACACUGAUUUCACAGUCAGGUAUGGCCACAAUUGGAUUCACAUGGAUUCAUGAUGAAUUUUCAAUCAUUUUCAUUUUUACAGGUACCGAAAAAGAGAGGGGCAUUAAAAGUUGGCGUAAGAAAGUGACAGAGGAUGGCAGCACAAUGAUGACAGACCGGUCCUGCUACGAUAUACCUUUUUGUACUAACUGUCUACAGAGGUUCAAGUUCUUCCAGUACCUGCCUUUCCUUCCGUCUUACAAGGCUCCAGAACUUAGAACAUAA